AUGAGCAUCGGUGUUUAUAUUAUCUUCCUUAGUGUUUUAGCGAUGAGUCUUGACGUUGGAAGAGGAAAAACCACCAUGGACCCGUGUCUUGAGUCGAUGAAGACUGCUUCACUGCCUGAUCUUCCGUAUCCUUACGAUGCACUAGAGCCAGCGAUCAGCGAGGAGAUCAUGCGGUUGCAUCACCAGAAACACCACCAGACAUACGUUACUAAUUACAACAAAGCCCUCGACCAACUCCGCUCAGCCUUGGCCAAUGGUGAUCACUCCUCCGUCGUCAAACUUCAGAGCCAAAUCAAGUUCAACGGCGGAGGCCACGUUAACCAUGCAAUCUUCUGGAAAAACUUAGCUCCUGUUCAUGAAGGAGGUGGUAAGCCGCCGCACGAUCCUUUGUCUUCGGCUAUAGAUGCUCAUUUCGGAUCCUUGGAAGAAUUAAUGCAAAAGAUGAACACUGAAGGUGCUGCUGUUCAGGGAUCUGGAUGGGUGUGGUUUGGAUUAGACAAAGAGCUGAAGAGACUUGUCGUUGAGACCACGGCUAAUCAGGAUCCAUUGGUGACUAAAGGAUCAGACUUGGUUCCUCUGAUUGGAAUUGACGUAUGGGAGCACGCAUACUAUCCACAGUACAAAAAUGCGAGAGCGGAGUACUUGAAGAACAUAUGGACUGUGAUCAACUGGAAAUAUGCUUCGGACAUAUUUGAGAAGCACAACCGACAUCUAAACGAGGUUUAGACGAAAACACGUCUGUGUGUAACAUAUGUGGAUACAGUUGGUAGUUUUUUAAAGUUUCGUUACUAUAGAACCGAAUGCUCUGGAGGUUGAGUAGUGAAUAUGGAAUAAUGUUUAAAAAUGUCAGGUUCCUUGGUGUAAAAUAAACUUGUGAUA
Molecule: messenger RNA, 879 nt
Organism: Raphanus sativus (radish)
Lineage: Eukaryota; Viridiplantae; Streptophyta; Magnoliopsida; Brassicales; Brassicaceae
Product: superoxide dismutase [Mn] 2, mitochondrial
Exons: 6
Coding region: 1-726 (241 amino acids)
Biological process (GO): superoxide metabolic process
Cellular component (GO): mitochondrion
Molecular function (GO): metal ion binding; superoxide dismutase activity
Source: RefSeq, a predicted model, not a curated record